Molecule: messenger RNA, 3666 nt
Organism: Athene cunicularia (burrowing owl)
Lineage: Eukaryota; Metazoa; Chordata; Aves; Strigiformes; Strigidae
Gene: SBK2
Product: SH3 domain binding kinase family member 2
Exons: 4
Coding region: 245-1225 (326 amino acids)
Biological process (GO): peptidyl-serine phosphorylation; peptidyl-threonine phosphorylation
Molecular function (GO): protein serine/threonine kinase activity; ATP binding
Source: RefSeq, a predicted model, not a curated record
CAGCAGGGAGGCAGUGUGCCCCCAGGACCAAAGCCGUGGGGAAGGGGCGGAGCGUCACGCUUAGCCCCGUAAUGCCUGGCAGCUCCCUCCGGCUGCUCAGCGCAGGCUGGACCCAGCCCAGAGGCGGCAGCGAGGGAAGCGAGGCAGCCCACGGCCGUCUGUCCACACUGCGCUGCUGGUGAAGGUGAGAGGCUUGGUACUGACGGGGAAGGAGUGUGGGAAGUGAAGUUAGAGCUGUGGCAGGAUGAAGGAGAAUGGACAGCACUCAGCAAUGGCCGAGAGCUCAGCUGCGGCAGUGGCAGGAACAGCAGCACCAACCGUGCUAGAUGAGCUCCUGGAGAUCACAGCUCAGAGUCUGGUGCGCACUGAGGUGGCCGAGCACUAUGAGGUUAUUCGGGAGCUGGGCAGGGGCAAGUAUGGCCACGUGAUGCUAGUGACCCACAGGCAGAGAGGGACUCCUAUGGCUCUCAAGUUGCUACCCAAAGCCAGUACUAAGCUGCACACCUUCCUGUAUGAAUACUGUGUGGCGCUCUCCCUUGCCACCCACCCUGCCAUCAUCAGCAUGUUUGGAAUUGCCAUCGAGUCCAGCCAGUACUAUGGCUUCCUCUACGAACCAGCACUGCACAAAGACCUCAUCUCUAUCAUCAAACCCCGGGAUGGGAUCCCUGAACCGGCUGCCAAGCAGUGUGCCAAGCAGCUCGUGAGUGCACUGGAGUUCAUCCACAGCCGUGGGCUUGUGUACCGUGAUGUCAAGCCUGAGAAUGUGCUGCUUUUCGAUCCUGAGUGUCGGCGCAUCAAGCUGACUGACUUCGGGCUUACGCGGCCCAAGGGUACCAAGCUCAAGCUGGUGGCUGGCGUAAUCCCCUACACCGCCCCGGAGCUUAGCAACACUGCUGAUGCCCAGGGGGUGCCCAUUGACACCAGUUUGGAUGCCUGGGCCUUUGGCGUGCUGCUUUUCUGCCUGCUGACUGGCUACUUCCCUUGGGAGCAGAGCCUGCCAGAUGACCCUUUCUUUGAGGACUUCAUGCUGUGGCAGGAGACAGGCCUGGAGGAGGACCUGCCCCGCCACUGGAAACGCCUGACAGCCGAGGCUGCCCUGAUGCUGCGGAGCCUGCUGGCCCUAGAUCCCGCCAAGCGUGGCCCUGUCAGUGGGGCGCUGCGCUACGUCGAUUGCCCUUGGCGGCUGGAGGACAGGCACAGUGAGGAGGCUCUGGUGAAGCCCUAGAGCCCGCUCCCCGUGGGGGGAGGGAAAGCGGGUGUCACCCUGUCAGGGGCUUUGGGGUCUGGGGCACCAUGGUGGCCUUGGUGUUGAGAGGCCAUGGUGACCUGGAGAGCAAUUUCUUUGCAGCAAUGUCCCUGCUGCCAUGGAGCCAGGCUCCUUCCCCAGCUGAUGGUCCUCACCCCAUGGCUCAGUGCUGGCCUGUACCACCUCCCUGUGCUUCUCCUUUCUCUUGGAAACAACUGUCUACAUGUGAAACACCCACUCACUUCCUGGCCACAGGGACUUCAGAGCAUUUUCUAGGGGCUGCAGCACCUGUCUUGUCUCAAAAUAGAGCAAAAUAUGUACUUUCAUGUUUCUGUAUGUGGCUCUUUUUCCCUCAUAAUAAAAUGCCUGUUGGGGAGAGCUUGCUGUGGGAGAGCAGGGGCAUGACAGAGCCUGUGGCCAUCUCAGGACAACCUGAGUGAGUCAGGGGCCACCCCUGGAUGCUGCCUGGGCCUCCAGCAGGACCCUUGAAGGGUGGCUUCAGGCUGGUGGGGUGGAGGUGCUGGGGAGCAUCCAGCAUGUGCCUGCUGGGGGCUGAUGAUGGCAUUGAGAAGGUGGUGGGACCCAUGGAGGUGGGGUGUUGGAGAAAGCCACAGGGAAUUGCAUGUUGUAACCUGCCCACUGCUGUGCAUUUCUUCCCAUUUCCUUGUGUUCAGGACCAGGUGACAGAUUGGCUCUUCUGCACAGAGGGUUGUUAGCAGCAUGAGUCUGUGUCAGUUUGCACAAGUGUCCCCCUUUACUUCCUGCCACUCAGGAAAAUGUCCUUCUGCAAACACUGACAGCCCUGCUGAAGCACAAUUCACCCCUCGAGUUGCUUAGGUGCAAGUGGAAACGUGAGCUCACUGCCAUGAAUGUCCACAUGUAUGAUUCAGCUGAAAAGACAGUAGCACUGUGAGGGAUGGUCAGACUGGGCAUCACUGGGAAAGGCUAACAGAGGAGCUGUAACCACAGUGUGCAUAAAUUUAUCUGUAUAAAUAACCCCAGCAGAAUUCCCCUAGUGAUACUCCCAAGCAGUCCUACACCAUUGCUUUGCUCUCACUCCUCAUCCUCCUCCAGACUGACUGCUCCCUCCUCAUAGAGCCAGACCCUUUCUGUAUGACCCUCCCCUACCACUUCUUCCCUGCUUCUAUUCUCCUGAAUGCCUCAAUCCCAAGGAACCAUUUCCAAGACUACCCAAGCACACCUCCUCCCCUGUACUGCCUUCAGGUCUGAAAAGGAUGACCUUCACACUCUUUUAGAUGCCCGAUAAUCCCUCUAGAAGACCUUCUCUUUCCCACCUCCUUUCAUCACUUUAAUGCUUCCUCAGCAACACACCUCUUCUAAUCCCUUAAUAUAUUUCUAGGUACACAUUUUAAUCCUGGAAAGAGGUAGCAAGGAGAGAAUUAGGGGUUAGAAGCUCUUCUUACUUUGCUACCUCUUUCCAGUCCCCAGGAUUAUACUGUUGGUAAUCUCUUCCAGAUUUUAGCCUGAUCCUAUUGCUGGAAACAUUCCCAGCUGUUUCCGUUCUCAGUGACUUUGUAAAUUCUAAGAAUGCACUGUUCCAACACCAUACUUUCUAGCAUCCCAGCUUUUCUUUCACCUCAUAUCCUUUCCUGCACACAGUCUUCUGUAGUUUCCCAAUCUCCAGCUCUCUUUUUCUGGCUUCUUCUCACUCACUGGCAUUUUACCAUUACUUAUCUUCCCCACUAACAUUCCCUUUCUACUACCCAUCACCUGCUAAACACCUUUUGCUCAUUCCUCUCUCAGCAACAUCACCUCCAUACUACUCUUGUGUACUUUUCCUGAUCCCUACAUCAUUUAUUGUGACUUCCUUUCAACUCCCCAAGCUACCUUAUUGAUCAGCAUCAUGCUCACCCUGUUCAAGAUACAGUUUUCUUUCCGCUUCCAUCUCUUAGAAUCUUUAAUUACCCAAAAACUUAAUAAAUGCUGCUCAACUCUGGCCCACCCAGAUUUGGCUUUAGUUACUCUUUAAUUACUGUAGGAAUAGCAGAGGAGUGUUAGACUAUUAACACAGUUCAUGUAUUUAAAGCGGAGAAGCCCUAAGACCAAUGGAUCUAGAGGCCAGGUAGCUGACAACUAUUAAGUGAAAAAAAAUGGAAAAUCUGAUACAGGUGCUUGCUAACAGAGAAUUAUAGAAUAGAAACAUGGCUUUUGGAAAUGCAACAGUGUGUUGGGUUUGUGUGUGGUGAGUUUUUGGUAAUGGGGGGGAGGGCUACAGAAGUGGCUCCCGUGAGAAGCUUCUAGAAGCUUCUCCAAUUCCAAGUUAGACCUGCCUCUGACCAAGGCUGAGACAAUUAGCAAAGGUGGCCAUGGCUCUGUGAUAACAUAACCCGAGAGAAGGAGGAAUUGUCAGGGAGAUACCUCUGCAAACACCAAGGUCAGUUGAAGAAAGGGGAAGGAGA